AUGGAGACUUCAGUAGGAAAGACAAGCCCUGAUGUCGUACUUAGGGAGAGUUGCUGUUUCUCUGAGAUCCUGUCUGCGUCCUUGCUUUUGCCUGACUGGCGCAGUGAGGUGGUGGGAGAGGAAGGAGGAGAUGGCAGGGAAUGGCCUCAGGCUGCAGGGCUGGUCCCUGGCCCCCCCUGCAGGGUACACUCAGUGUCUGAACUGGUGUGGGGGUGGUCCCUGAUGGUGAGGUCUCCCACUGCACCGUCCCCUCCUCUCCCGCUCUUACUCCAUUUCAGGGAGGAAGUCUUCCCGGGGGAGACCUGA
Pipistrellus nathusii (Nathusius's pipistrelle) is the source of this 306-nucleotide messenger RNA. NCBI's taxonomy places the organism in Eukaryota, Metazoa, Chordata, Mammalia, Chiroptera, Vespertilionidae. The record is from the annotation of a GenBank genome assembly.